Macrobrachium nipponense is the source of this 1070-nucleotide messenger RNA. RefSeq lists its product as uncharacterized. The transcript is spliced from 4 exons. NCBI's taxonomy places the organism in Eukaryota, Metazoa, Arthropoda, Malacostraca, Decapoda, Palaemonidae. The record is from RefSeq and is a predicted model, not a curated record. Bases 45 to 644 code for a protein of 199 amino acids.
CUUAUUAUCACCAUGACUGAAAAUGUUUUUCUUCCCCAGAUGAUAUGACUGAGAUAUCUCUGCAUCAAGAAUCACCUCUUAACCUUCCUCAACAUAAUAAUGUAUGGAUAGCCCUUUGGAACAAGAACAAAUUUGAUUUUAAAGUUCAUUUCUAUUUGUGUCAUAGCCGUACAACAAAAUGCGAGGUUCACCACCCAACUGUCACUGAAGGCUGGUCGAUUAUGUCUAUAUCUACAGACAUCGUCUUUUAUGGAAAUAAAUUUCAUAAAAGGUGGGUCACUCCCCUAAAAGGAUGCGACUUCAGGAUAUUGACGAAUUACCAACUACACCUUCAAGUGUUCCCGAUGCCCUUAGAGCCACAAGAAACAAGCAAACUUCCUGCCAUAACUACAGGAAUGUAUACAGAAACAACUACAAACAAAACUCAAGUUCCUCCUACAGGAACAUCUACAGGCUCAUCUCCAGUCAAACCCGAAGAUUCACCUACAGGCAUACGUGUAAGCACACAAACCAUCAUCGGUGUCGUGGUGGCAGCGUUGCGUCUUUCCUUUGCUACAGGUGUUGCUUCAGGAACCAAAACGACACAAGAGAUGAAGACCCUCCACUUAUGGACAGACUGCCACACUUCCAUCGGCUUCCACUGAAGCAAGAAUCUUCCAGACCCUGGAUGACACUGUGGCCAAGAAAGGAAACGAAAAUUUCGUCUCAAACAAGAGGAACCAACUUCUGAGCUGAAGGACUGUCAGGGCUUCCCUAUUCUACGUCUUUCAUAAAACCACAGAAUCAUGGCAAGAACGGGCAGGUCAUUCUGAAUGACUCCCAGAGGCAGAUGUGUCCUUUAUCACUCCAUGUUUGUGGUCUUCCCUGAUUUAUACAACUGCCAAGCAGUGGUUUUAACUAAGUUCUUUGUACUAUGUCUACAUGGUCCUUAGCUUCAUAAGUGAAUGUUUUUAUCAAGAACAAUGUCACCCUCUUUGUUUGAUUUUGUGAUGAUAAGGCCUUCGGGUUGGCACAAAGAAAUGACUUCAUGGGCAUUUCUGCCUACAUUGCUCUCAAGUCUAAUUGUUUUU